AUGUCUGGCGGCUACGGCGGCGGUGGUUACGGCGGCGGUGGUGGUGGCUACGGUGGCGGCGGCGGCGGCUAUGGCGGUGGUGGUGGUGGUGGUUACGGCGGCGGUGGUCGCGGCGGCUACGGUGGUGGUCGCAACGACCGCGACCGUGGUGAUGACCGUGGUGGCUACGGCGGCGGCGGCGGCUAUGGCGGCGGUUACGGUGGUGGCGGCGGCUACGGUGGUGGUGGUGGUGGUGACCGCAUGUCCAACCUCGGUGCCGGUCUGCACAAGCAGGAGUUCGUUCGAAAAAGUCCUUCUACAAGGAGCACCCCGAUGGUGCUGCUCGCAGCGACGCCGAGGUCGAAGUCCUUCCGCAAGAAGCACCAGAUGACCAUUGCUGGCAACGACAUCCCCAAGCCCGUCGAGACCUUCGACGAGGCCAACUUCCCUCGCUACGUUAUCGACGAGGUCAAGGCCCAGGGCUUCCCUGCGCCCACUGCCAUUCAGUCCCAGGGCUGGCCCAUGGCCCUCUCCGGUCGCGACGUCGUCGGUAUUGCCGAGACGGGUUCCGGAAAGACGCUCACUUACUGCCUUCCUGCCAUCGUCCACAUCAACGCCCAGCCUCUCCUCGCCCCCGGCGACGGCCCCAUCGUCCUCGUCCUCGCGCCCACCCGUGAGCUGGCUGUCCAGAUUCAGCAGGAGAUUGCCAAGUUCGGCAAGUCGUCCCGCAUCCGCAACACGUGCGUCUACGGUGGUGUCCCUAAGGGCCCUCAGAUCCGCGACCUGUCUAGGGGUGUCGAGGUCUGCAUCGCCACGCCCGGACGUCUCAUCGACAUGCUCGAGGCUGGCAAGACCAACCUUCGUCGCGUCACCUACCUCGUUCUCGACGAGGCUGAUCGCAUGCUUGACAUGGGUUUCGAGCCCCAGAUUCGCAAGAUCAUCUCGCAGAUCCGUCCCGACAAGCAGACUGUCAUGUGGUCCGCCACGUGGCCCAAGGAGGUCCGCGCCCUCGCCAGCGACUUCCUCGACGACUUCAUCCAGGUCAACAUCGGCUCCAUGGACCUCGCCGCCAACCACCGUAUCACCCAGAUUGUCGAGGUUGUCUCGGAGAGUGAGAAGCGCGACCGCAUGAUCAAGCAUCUCGAGAAGGCCAUGGAGAACAAGGAGAACAAGGCCCUCGUCUUCGUCGGCACCAAGCGCGUCGCUGACGAGAUCACCCGCUUCCUCCGCCAAGACGGCUGGCCCGCCCUGUCCAUCCACGGCGACAAGCAGCAGAACGAGCGUGACUGGGUCCUCGACCAGUUCAAGACGGGCAAGAGCCCCAUCAUGGUGGCCACGGACGUGGCUUCGCGUGGUAUCGUCAAAGACACAGCCCGAUGUAUUCGGCUGUCGUCCCCGGUUCCAUGCUGGAACGUUGCUACACAAACCCCCGUGACCCGCAUGCUAACCCGCUUGCCUCAAGAUGUCCGCAACAUCACUCACGUCAUCAACUACGACUACCCCAACAACUCGGAGGACUACAUCCACCGUAUCGGCCGUACUGGUCGUGCCGGUGCCACGGGUACCGCCAUCACCCUCUUCACCACUGACAACUCCAAGCAGGCUCGUGACCUUGUCAACGUUCUACGUGAGGCCAAGCAGGAGAUUGACCCUCGCCUCGCUGAGAUGACCCGCUUCGGUGGUGGUGGUGGUGGCGGUCGCUACGGCGGAUGGCGUGGCGGCCGCGGCGGCGGUAGAGGUAGGUCGCGCUACUGAACGCCGAGGGGACGGUUUUGUUGACAAACAAUCCUAGCCAACGCCAACAGCCAGCCCAUGGGAAACCGCCGCUGGUGAUCGUGUAGACGUGUCGUCCCGGACGCGCGCCUCGUGCCACCCUGGGGCCUCAUCAUACCCCCCUAAAAGCAUUUAUGGAUUCAAACAAACCCGGCGUUAGGUUUAGAGGAUGGAUGGAUUAGACUUUGACCUCCAUGUCCUACGUCUGGCAGGGUUCGCCAGGCGUUUUUUUUUAUUCUGUUUCACUUUUAUUCCCUUGCUAUUCAAAGUUGUUGCGCGCUCGGGUAUUGCAUCGAGACUUGAGAUGAGUAAGGAGAGGUGGCUAUGGCUGUCGUGGUCGUCGCUCAUAGAAGGAGGCUAUUCGGGUUGUUUCCAGAUAGUCCAAUGAGCCGCAGUAAUGCUUACGACGAUUG
Molecule: messenger RNA, 2165 nt
Organism: Verticillium alfalfae VaMs.102
Lineage: Eukaryota; Fungi; Ascomycota; Sordariomycetes; Glomerellales; Plectosphaerellaceae
Product: ATP-dependent RNA helicase DBP2
Exons: 5
Coding region: 1-1734 (577 amino acids)
Biological process (GO): rRNA processing
Cellular component (GO): nucleus; ribonucleoprotein complex; cytoplasm
Molecular function (GO): ATP binding; RNA helicase activity; RNA binding
Source: RefSeq, a predicted model, not a curated record